Leishmania mexicana MHOM/GT/2001/U1103 is the source of this 1107-nucleotide messenger RNA. RefSeq lists its product as hypothetical. The record is from RefSeq and is a predicted model, not a curated record. Lineage: Eukaryota; Euglenozoa; Kinetoplastea; Trypanosomatida; Trypanosomatidae. The coding region runs from base 1 to 1107 and encodes 368 amino acids. The transcript has a single exon.
AUGAAUCUUCAGCAAACUACACGUGGCAUACAGGACCUGCUUUACACACUUGGUACAUCACUGGAGAGGUUCAGGGGCGCGAACGGCUUGCAGCAUCUGGUAACCACAGGAAAACUAUCCCUUCUGUCGCUUUUCGGCGUGUUCGAGCGCACUAGGGAUGAAGAAUACGAGAAGCGCUCCGCAGCUGUAAAUGAGACUCGCCGCUGCUUGCUGCAGCUUGUCGACGACUUCGAAGGAAUUACUGAGUCGACCGCGAAGUUAGUGCAAAAAGUCGACCGGCUGCUGGGUACGCUUGAGCAGUUUCAUUGUUGUUGUGACAUGGAAGUCGACGGUCGCGCCAAUGUCAGCGGCUCAGAUGUCCCGCAGCUGGGACAAUAUUUCCGGCAGAUUCGCGAAGCCAGCAGUCAGUUAAAAGGGUUUCUUGAUGACUUCAGCACCUCAAAAACCACGUGCGUGGAUGUGACACGCACUGCCAUAAAGGAGAUCGAGAAAGUGAACACAGACACGUCGUGCAAUGUGGCGGCUGCACUCACAGACUUUGACCGCCAGCGUCGUCGCCUUCAGAUGAGGGAGAGCGAAAUGAUGCACGCCAUGUCCCGCUCCACGUCCAGGGAAGACCCGGCUGUACGAUACGCAGAACUCAACUGCGUGAAGGAAUCGGAGGCGCUAGAGAGUCUUGGUCGGAAGUACAUUGAUUCUCUCGGAAAUGCCAUGACGGCAACUCAUUUUGCUCUUGAACAGUCGUCGAUGACCGGCUGGGCGUCGUCCAACGUCUUUUUUGUGCAACUCGGUCAGCUUUUCAGCGAGCUAUCGACAACUGGUAAGGCGAUUGCAGCGCACCUUCUAUCCAUAAAGAACUCGCAGAAAGUGUCUCAUCAGUUGUCAGAGGAGAAACGAAGGAUUUUGCAAGAGCAGAGAGCAGCAGCCACUGCGGCAGGUGUGGCGACCAACACUGAGACAGAUCUUUUUAGUGGAGGUGCAGAUGUCUCACCAGGGGCGUCGUUUCCUCUUGUUACUUCAUCUCCAGCGGGCCCAUCUGCUAGGGUAAGCUCACCAACUGAAGGGCCAGGCCGCGGGUCUGUGAAUCUCGACGAUUUGUUUCACUGA